Messenger RNA from Drosophila subpulchrella, 1674 nucleotides. RefSeq lists its product as uncharacterized. Lineage: Eukaryota; Metazoa; Arthropoda; Insecta; Diptera; Drosophilidae. The record is from RefSeq and is a predicted model, not a curated record. The transcript has 2 exons. Bases 107 to 1570 code for a protein of 487 amino acids.
UCAACCAUACAGAUACUUAAAAAUUCCCAUGUUCAAAUUCCUUUUGGUACAGAAAACUUCAAAUUCCGCAUCUUUCAGUUCUUAAAAAGUGAAAACACCCCCAUUUAUGCAACGAAGAAUAUGCGUGAUCUGUGGCGAGGCGCCGCCGUUGAAGGACGCGAAGGGCAACGAGGCGUUUGCGUAUCCCAAAACGGAGGAGGAGGCCAGGAUCUGGCAGGCCAGCAUGGCCGCCAAGAACUGCUGCCUGGAGAGCAUCCAGAACCAGUGCUGCGUCUGCGUGCAGCACAUCCCCGACUUUGUGAAGCGGGCCAAGAAGAUCGGGAGGCGGCAGCGGAACCUCGAGCGGGAAAAGGAGCUGCGCCGCGAGAAGAGGGCGGAAGAGGAGGCGGCUACCGGCUGCCAGUGUCCCGACGAUCGAGAACCCGGUCCGGAACGACCCUCGGUCAAUGUGCUCCUCCUCAACGGAGCCUCACUGCCCACGUACUGCGGCAAGGGACAGUCGUGCGUGAAUCUGCGACCACUGCCAUCGGAAGACGGCGACUCCGAGUUGAAGAUAACCAAGCGGCUGAAUCCCACGGACUCGGACACGGAGAUCUUUGUGCAGGAGUCGGAGUUUAAGGACGCGGGCGGUACCUUUCCCGACAUCGAUGGCACCGAGGUCACCGUUCUACGCACGCCCAUGCAGGAGGAGGAGAAACUGCAGCAUCAUGGGCAUGAGCUGCAUGAGGCGGAACAGGAGCAGGGCCCGAGUGUCAGGAGGCGGCGCGACAGCUGCCUGCCCGGCUGCACGGAUGUCCUUCUCCUGGGCCGCGGCCACCAUCCCACGGACGAGUGUCCCUGCCAGUGUGACCAGUGCUCGAAGCCCUCCGGCUUGGCCAAGGAUGAGCCCUGCUGCCAGCCGGAAUGCUGCCCGGUGGAACACAAGGAGUACUUCACCCAGCCACCCUGCGGAUGUGAGUGUGAGCAGCAGGUGCGCCGGGAGCUGACCAAGGUCAUCAAGACGCAGGGCAAGAGGAUUCGGGAGUUGGAGGACAUACUCUGCCGGCAGAACAGCCUGCGCACCUGUCUGCAGCGGAAGUUGGAUGAGUUGUACUGCGAGUUCGGGCGUCUCGAUGAGGAUGAGGAGAACAGAUCGCGACUAACAUGCCGGGGAGGUGCCCCCGAUUGUAUCGGUAUGAUGAAGCCGGUUCCGGUCCCUCCUCCACCUCCCCCACCACCAGAGGAACCUCCACCGCCGCCUCGAAGACGAUUUAGCCGACGCUUAACCCUCCAGAAGGCCAAUCGGGAGAUGGCUCUGCCCCAGAAGGAGGAGCCAAAGGUGGAGCCGAGGGCGGAGGGGGAACGGGUCCAUUGGUUUUCGGAGAGAAACGACCAGACCGUGGACUUCACCCAUCGACCCCAGUGGGUCAAUGUGCCGGAUGAGGAGGAUAUUGAGUCGGAGAGCAGGAUAGCGAUUCGCUUUGGCAAGAACAACACCUACUUGGUCUCCAACAAGAAAUCAACCCACUCCACAUUGUCCAAUUCGCAGACCAACUCUGAUUACGCCAUUGCCAACAGAUCCCGUACUUGAUGUGCCCUCCGUAUACCCGUAUACCCAUUCCCCCGUACUUAUAGCACCCCCACUUUGGCAUCUCCCUGUCCUGUGCAAUCAUGCAAAUAAAAAUAUAUUCUUUU